Messenger RNA from Malus domestica (apple), 3352 nucleotides. Its product is annotated as protein CHROMATIN REMODELING 24. Gene Ontology annotation, molecular function: ATP binding; ATP-dependent chromatin remodeler activity; DNA translocase activity. NCBI's taxonomy places the organism in Eukaryota, Viridiplantae, Streptophyta, Magnoliopsida, Rosales, Rosaceae. The record is from RefSeq and is a predicted model, not a curated record.
GCUCCAUGUAUGGAAAGACCGCAAACAUUAAAAACGAAAAAUAAAAUUUAAAAAGUUGUCGUAUUUUACUUUUGAAAUGGCGGAGGAGAGGAAAGGCGGCAAAAAACCAGAGAGUCUAAACGACAGCCACUAUCGCCUCCUUCAAGACCUCCUCUCUCCUCCUCCUGCUGCUGCUGCCAAUCCUUCUUCCACACCCGCCGCAGAGGGCGAUAAAGUGGAAAUGGAGGAGGUGAAGCCACCGAUCGAAGGCCAAAGGGUUCACAACCUUCCUCAUUUCUCACUCGCUGAUUUUGAUUCAUCUCCUGAAGAAGAAAAACCUUCAAAGGUUAAGAUUGAAGGUAGACGCCGUCUUUGUAAAGUUUCUUAUCGGGCUGACAGUGAUCAUGCUGACAAACAACCAGUGCUUGAUGAGCCCAACGUUUCGGGCAUUGCUGAUUAUGAAUCACCGGAAGUUCUGAAAAAAAAUCCGAGUAAGACUAGUGCCAAUGGUGGCGGGAAUGAGAUUAGGGAUAUUCUUGAUGACUUGAGCUCGAGGCUUGAGUUACUGUCAAUUGAGAGGAGGGGUGCCAGAAAAGCGGACAUGGUUGAAGGUUCUAAUGUGUCUAAAACCAAAGGCAAGGAGACAGAUGCUUAUUUGCCGAGGGAACCUCAACGAGCCAGCCUGGCUAUGAAACAUGAUGGUCAAAAGAAAAGAGAAACUUAUGGGUGGAUGAAACCAAAAACUGUGGCCUGUCCUCUUGUUCCUAAAGUCGGAAAAAGAGAGGUUGGUGUUGAGGAUGGCUGUGUAUUUUUGAGUGACAAUAAGAUAGUUAAAGAAUCAGGGAGGCAGAGUGGUAUUGUUAAAGAGUUCUAUGAAUCUGAUGAGCUUAUUGUUAUCGAUGAUUCUACUGAUGAUUGUGCUCUGGUGACUGAUGGUUCUAUUACUUUGAAUGGUCUCACAUCUACUUACAAGUUGCCUGGGAAGAUUGCGACAAUGUUGUUUCCACAUCAACGUGAUGGCCUAAAGUGGCUAUGGUCUUUGCAUUGUCAGGGGAAGGGUGGAAUCUUGGGUGAUGACAUGGGCUUGGGCAAAACGAUGCAGAUUUGUAGCUUCGUAGCAGGAUUAUUUCAUUCACGGUUGAUUAAAAGAGUUAUGGUUGUGGCCCCUAAAACACUGCUUUCCCAUUGGAUUAAAGAAUUAUCAUCUGUGGGUCUUGCUGAUAAGAUAAGAGAAUACUAUGGGACUUGCGCUAAAGCUCGAAAAUAUGAGCUUCAGUAUGUACUUCAGGACAAAGGCAUUCUUCUCACAACUUAUGAUAUUGUGCGGGUUAACUCAAAAUCUUUAAGAGGGGAUGACUAUGUUCUUGAUGAUGGAAGAGAAGAUAUCAUAUGGGAUUAUAUGAUACUUGAUGAGGGGCAUCUCAUAAAGAACCCUAGUACACAAAGAGCCAAAAGUUUGCUUGAGAUACCUUGUGGCCAUCGCAUUAUUGUAAGCGGCACGCCAUUGCAAAAUAAUCUGAAGGAGUUGUGGGCCUUAUUCAACUUCUGUUGCCCUGAGCUACUGGGAGAUAAGAAAUGUUUUAAGGAACAGUUUGAGUCUCUCAUUCUUCGUGGAAAUGAGAAAAAUGCUUCGGAUAGGGAAAAGCGUAUUGGUUCAACGGUUGCAAAGGAACUAAGAGAACGUAUUAAACCUUUUUUUCUGCGUCGCUUAAAGAGUGAGGUAUUUAAUGAAGACAAUGACCAAACAAGUGCCAAACUUUCUAAAAAGAACGAGAUCAUUGUUUGGUUGAGAUUGACGGGCUGUCAGCGGAAACUUUAUGAAGCUUUUCUAAAGAGUGAGCUGGUUCUUUCUGCUUUUGAUGGGUCCCCGUUGGCUGCACUUACGAUCCUGAAGAAAAUAUGUGAUCAUCCACUACUAUUGACAAAGCGAGCUGCUGAAGAUGUACUAGAAGAGAUGGAUUCAAUGUUGAAGCCAGAUGAAACUUGCAUGGCAGAAAAAUUGGCAAUGUACAUAGCCGAUGUUGCUGAGAGAGAGGACUUUAACGAAAAGCAUCCCAACCUGUCAUGCAAAAUAUCUUUUAUAUUGUCUUUACUGGAAAACUUAAUUCCUCAGGGGCAUAAUGUUCUUAUCUUCUCGCAAACUCGAAAGAUGCUUAAUCUUAUUCAGGAAUCACUAGUAUCCAAUGGUUACGAGUUCUUACGCAUUGAUGGAACCACAAAAGCUAUUGACAGAAUGAGGCUUGUUGAUGAUUUCCAAGAAGGUAAUGGAGCUCCCAUAUUUCUCCUGACAUCUCAAGUAGGUGGUUUGGGCCUCACGCUUACAAGAGCAGAUCGUGUGAUAGUUGUUGAUCCUGCUUGGAACCCAAGUACGGAUAAUCAAAGCGUGGAUCGUGCAUAUCGAAUCGGACAAAAUAAGGAUGUCAUUGUAUACAGAUUAAUGACUUGUGGGACUGUUGAAGAAAAGAUAUACAGAAAACAGAUAUACAAGGGCGGAUUGUUUAAAACUGCAACUGAGCAUAAAGAACAGAUUCGGUAUUUUAGUCAGCAGGAUCUUCGUGAACUUUUCAGUCUCCCAAAAGAAGGUUUUGAUGUAUCCCUUACUCAGCAGCAACUAUACGAGGAGCACGAUCACCAGCACACAAUGGACAAGUACUUCAAGUCCCAUAUCGAGUUCUUGGAAACUCAAGGUAUAGCAGGAGUCAGUCAUCACAGUUUACUCUUCUCCAAGACAGCACCUCUACCUGUCGCUGUAGGAGUAGAAGAGGAAGUUGAAAGAAUCAGAGGAGCUUCGACUGCGGGAAGUUCAUUUUCAAGUUCUUUACAAGAACGCAAUGUGAAUGGGGCCGAAUAUGCUUUCAAGCCAAAGGAUAUAAUCAUAAACAAGAAGCCUUCUUCACCGAUUGACGCGGAUAAAUUGACAGAAUCAGAGAUUAAACAGAGAAUCAACAGGCUGUCACAAACUCUUGCAAAUAAGGCAAUGGUUUCAAGAUUACCAGAUAAGGGGGAGAAAAUAGAAAAGCAAAUAGGUGCACUGAAGUCUGAGCUGUAUGGACUUGGAACAGUGAAAGCGGAAGGAAACGAGAGAAAUGUUAUCGACUUAGAUGAUAUAACUGGGGAGUUCCAUAGAGUGGUCAUAUAAGACAAGAUGUCGUUGUAAUUUUAUCGGAUGGCCCUGAAGGGAGGCAGAUAUACGGUAAAUAGAUUGAUCUGAGCAUUGCAACCUGAAAAAAGAAAACGUUAUCAUUGUAAUUGCUUGCCGUUAUUAUUUUUCCGUUAAUACUUGGAUACUGACUCGUCCUUAUUUGUGUGAGUGUGUUUUGGAUUGCAACGAGUCUCAUUUGCCGUUUUUUUAUGUACGAUAUGAAUGCCGUUG